Chrysemys picta bellii (western painted turtle) is the source of this 5211-nucleotide messenger RNA. It is a transcript of the gene NR4A3, whose product is annotated as nuclear receptor subfamily 4 group A member 3. Gene Ontology annotation, molecular function: nuclear receptor activity; zinc ion binding; RNA polymerase II cis-regulatory region sequence-specific DNA binding. The record is from RefSeq and is a predicted model, not a curated record. Gene Ontology annotation, biological process: regulation of transcription by RNA polymerase II; cellular response to corticotropin-releasing hormone stimulus. Lineage: Eukaryota; Metazoa; Chordata; Testudines; Emydidae. Gene Ontology annotation, cellular component: nucleus; transcription regulator complex.
UCAGGCUCCCAUGGCGUCACUAUUGACGUCUCGCAUUCCAGUCGCUCUAUGGAGAGGCCGCUAGGGCUCCUCUCACAUAAAUGACGUUCAGAGAGAGGGAGAGGGAGAGAGCAGCAGCAGAGGAGUCUCCUUCCUCUCUCCUCACACACACAGAGAAAGAGAGAGAGACCCAGAGAGAGACAGAGGCAGAUCUCUAUCACUGAGCCAGCGCAUAUAAACAAAGGCACAUUGCUGCAGCUGGCUGAUCAUCACUCACUCUCUCUCACACACGCUCCACUCCGGAGCACCACCAGCAGCAGCAGGCUGCUCUCAGCUCCUGGUCUCUCAAGCUUCUGUAAUCCUUUCCCAUGACUCGGGAUAACGCAGCCUCCAGAGAUACAGCCUCCAAGAACCUCUUGGGUUUGCCUUUUAUAAUUUUGCCACUGGACGGAGCCUACAUGCACAUUUAAGGAAAUAGGCAUUUACAAACUAGAUGUAAAGACGGAACCGCCACAGCAAUCAAAGCCCGGUUCGGAAGAGCGCCCCACGCUGAGUCCCGGCUCCAAACCCGGCCCCGCAGACCGGUCCCAGCCAGCCCGCAUUCCGCCUCCUCCUGCAGCCUCCGCCGUCCAGACAACCAGCCCCACCAUUCAGCGAGCAAGAUACCCUCCAGAUAUGCCCUGUGUGCAAGCCCAGUAUAGCCCUUCACCUCCUGGUUCGAGUUAUGCAGCUCAGACCUACGCAUAUGGCUCAGAGUACAGCUCGGAGAUCAUGAAUCCUGACUACACCAAACUGACCAUGGACCUGAGCAGCACCGAGAUCACUGCCACCGCCACCACCUCCCUGCCCAGCUUCAGCACCUUCAUGGAGGGUUACUCUGGCAGCUAUGAGCUCAAGCCCUCCUGCCUGUACCAAAUGCAAUCUGCUUCCUCCAGCCAGAGGCCCCUAAUAAAAAUGGAAGACAGCCGGCUACAUAGUUACCACUCCUCACUGCCCCCCUCCACAGAUGAAGGGAUGCCCAGCACCUCCAUGUACUUCAAGCAGUCCCCGCCUUCCACGCCCACCACUCCUGGAUUCCCUUCUCACCAGGCCUCCAUGUGGGACGAACCCCCACAUCCGCUGCAGCCUGCACAGACCUGCAUGGCCCCCAGCCACUUGAUGGACUCUGCCCCUAUGAAGACUGUGCCCACCCGCUUCCCUCUCUUCCACUUCAAGCACUCGCCACCCCACACGCCUGCAGCUGGUGCCCACAUGUGCUAUGACCCUGCUGCCCUAAGCCUGCCUCUGGGAUCUGACAGACCCACUGCCGGUCAAGCCACUAUGGAGAACCAUCCUUAUGGGCUUCCCCUGGCCAAAAGAGCAGCCGCCUUAGCCUUCUCGCCACUGGGCCUCAAUGCAGCCACUUCCAGCCUGUUGGGCGAGAGCAGUGGCAGCAGCAGUGGCCUGCCUUCCCCGCCCAGCAGGAGCUCCUCAUCUGGAGAAGGCACUUGCGCUGUGUGCGGGGACAAUGCUGCCUGCCAACACUAUGGGGUACGGACAUGCGAGGGGUGCAAGGGCUUCUUUAAGAGAACAGUUCAGAAAAAUGCAAAAUAUGUUUGUUUGGCAAAUAAAAACUGUCCAGUGGAUAAGAGACGUCGUAACAGAUGCCAGUACUGCCGCUUUCAGAAGUGUCUCAGUGUCGGCAUGGUUAAAGAAGUUGUCCGUACUGAUAGCCUGAAAGGGAGAAGAGGUCGGCUGCCUUCCAAACCAAAGAGCCCUUUACAACAGGAACCUUCCCAGCCCUCCCCACCUUCUCCUCCAAUCAGUAUGAUGAAUGCCCUGGUCCGCGCUUUAACUGACUCCACACCCCGAGAGCCUGAUUAUUCCAGAUACUGUUCCACUGACCAGGCUGCCGCAGGCACAGAUGCAGAACAUGUACAACAGUUCUAUAAUCUUCUGACUGCCUCCAUUGACAUAUCCAGGGGCUGGGCGGAAAAAAUUCCAGGAUUUACUGAUCUCCCAAAGGAAGAUCAGACGUUACUCAUAGAAUCAGCUUUUUUGGAGCUGUUUGUACUAAGACUCUCCAUCAGAUCCGAUACUGCUGAAGAUAAGUUUGUAUUCUGCAAUGGACUUGUGCUUCAUAGACUUCAGUGCCUUCGUGGAUUUGGGGAGUGGCUCGAGUCAAUUAAAGACUUUUCAUUAAAUUUACAGAGCCUUAACCUUGAUAUCCCAGCCUUAGCAUGUUUAUCAGCUCUAAGUAUGAUUACAGUACGACAUGGAUUAAAAGAACCAAAGAAAGUGGAAGAGCUAUGCAACAAGAUCACUAGCAGCUUAAAAGAUCACUUAGCUUUCAGCUGCCAAAACAAAGGACAGCCACUUGAGUCUGCAGAGCCUAAAGUACUAGGUGUUCUUGCUGACUUGCGUUCUCUCUGCACACUGGGACUGCAGCGCAUCUUUUACCUGAAACUGGAAGAUUUGGUGCCACCCCCUUCCAUUAUUGACAAGUUGUUUCUGGAUACCCUACCUUUCUGAGUCUCAAAUUACCCUCAUGAAAGGCUAAUGCCCACCAGAGCAGGCAAAUGGAUUGUGACUUACUGCUAACAUUUCUGCCCUCGCAUAACAGAAAAGCAACUCCAGCCCUAAAAUGAGGACUUUUCAGACGCUUUUUCCUUGCAAACUAAGGCCUAAAAUUUAAUGGCUUACUAUUUCGGGGUUGUGCUCUUGUUUUUGUUUAUUUUUUGUGUGAUUAGGGUUUUUUUACAAAUUGCUAAUAAGCCACUUUUGGACAAUGCUAUCCCAGCAGUAAAAGGUUAACAAGACUGUUUUAAAUCUAUUGUGUUUAACACCUCGUCAUAUAUGGGGAAUACAAAUGUAGAAGCUGUGUUUGAAAACAAGAACAACAAAUAGUUGUUUGCCAGGGUAGUAUGUGUUUUGUGAUGAUACCUUUAGCAUACUUCCUGUAUCAAGGGCACACAUAUUGGCACAAACUAAACAAAAGUUCACUUUUUUUAACAAAGUACAUUCAACUGAAUAUUUCGUAUAAAUCAGAUAUAGCAAAAUGACAAUGGCUGUUAGCUCCCAUGUUCAAGUGCAAUUUUUUAAAGUGCUGUCUUACUAAGUCUUGUUUAUUAACUAAUUUAUUUUAAUAUGAAAAUCAAAUUGAAGAAAUCAAGUGAGAAGAUUACAUGCACUAACUUACACGACAAAGUUUCCCAAACUUGAAUCCAUGUAGUGUGACUUACUGACAAAUGUAUGUGGAAGACACAGGGACAAUUUGUGAUUCAGUUGAGCACUUGUUCCUUAGAUAAGGAAGUAAAAGUAAGUAGUGAUUGGAACGCACAGGGUCAGCAUCAGGGAUAGUUAAGUUUUAGAUUUAAUCUAGUAACAAGUUAGUAAACAGACACAAGACGGUUUUGAAGAACAAGCAAGUCUUGUAAAAUAGUAUGAAUGUAAGAGCUAGGAAGGCUAUAGUGGGCUGCGUUUAAACAUUCCGUGUUCGUACUCCUUUUUUGUAUGUUUAUACUGUUGAUGCCAUAUUAAUAUGAAAUAAUUUGUUGCAUAGUGUCUUUAUUUGUAUAAACGUUUGUAUGCAUGGUAUAUUGUAAUGGCUUUGCCUGUAUUUAUUGCAAUGACUGCCAGCUCAUGGGAGCCGUGUUACACAAAGUAACUAAAUGGGGUGUUCACACUGACUCAGAUACACCAGUUAGAGAACUAUAUAUAUAUGUGUGUGUGUAUAUAUACAUAUAAAUAUGUGUGUGUGUAUAUAUACAUAUAUAUAUAUAUACAUAUAUACAUAUGUGUGUGUGUGUCUUUUUAUUAACCAUUUGUAUAUAAAAUAUCUGUCACUUCACAAGCAAAGUUAUUUUACAGUUUAUUUGCAGUGACUUUUAAGGCAGUACUGUUUAGCACUUUGAUAUUAAAAUCUUGCUCAUGUUUUGCUAAAUUCAAAUAAUAUUUAAAUAUUUUAGUUCUAAAAAAACAUUAUAUGCACUGUAUUAAGUCAAAAUUUUGUUGAUCAUUUUGCUAAGAAAUUUUUUUUGAAUGUCAACCUGAUGUCACUGUAUCUUUUGUUAGCUUUAAACAUUCUAGCUUUUUGUCUUUUUUUUUAAACUAUGCUGUUUAUAUGGAAAUUAAAUUAUACUAUCAAACAGAUGCCAAAUGAAUUGCCUAAUUGCUGCAACAGAUAACCCAGAUAUCAAAUCAUUGUAUUGUUUUCAAGUAGUCAUCUGGUAUUUGAUCACUUAUUAUGUUUGGAUGUGCUUUUAUGAAAAUUAUUCUUAUAUCAAGAUUUCUAGUAGUGUCAAUAGGAAAACAGACUUCUAAUCACUAUAGUCAAUAUUUCCAGUUUACCUGAAGAUAAUAUUUGGAAGCGUUUUACUUUUAGUAUUGACUUUUAAGCUUAUGUGCAAACAUAAUAGUAUAAUUAAAUAUCAGAGAAGCUAAAAUUUCUUGUAGGUUGGUGUCAGAUGCCUGAUCUGCAAGACAAAUCCAUUUUGACUGAAUUUGAAAUUUUGUAUAUAAUUUGUACACAAACGCGCACACACACACACACUAGACAUCCAAAAGUGUGUUUACUUCUGUCCCUUUGUGUAAAACAAGAUGCCUAAACACCGUUGAGGAUCUGGGCCAAGGUCCCUUGAGAAAUCAUCUUUAUUUCAGGACAAAUCCUGAAAGCUGCGGAGCAUUCUUAGUUCCAAGCUGAGGACUUUCAGCACUUCAUGGGACUGGGCCCUCAAAAAGUAUUUUCACACGAAUCAGCAUCGUUUUUCUAGGAACAAGAUACGUUUACUAGGAAGCCUGUUUUUGAUGGUAGCCGGUCCAGAGCCCUAUGUUAGACUUCAUGUCGCCAAUGUGCUUCAGUUUUCCAUAGACGUUCUUUAUUGUGAUACUCUCCAACAUCAUGUAAUCUGUGGAAUAUCCUUCACAUUUAUUUAAAUUCACAAAAUUUAUUUGUGCAGUAUGAUCAAUGACGGAUCAUGAUAGCAAAAGAAAGAAUUAAAGAAGAUUAGCCUACUACUUUUGUUCGAGCUCUCUCAGUGUGAACAUGCCUUUUUGCAGGCUGAAUUCAGGAAUAUAUCAGCUGUUAGAGGAGAGUGCCUUGCUUUUAUUUCAGACAACAGAGUAUUUCAAAAGUUUCUCUGCUCUUCUAACAGCAGUGUGGGUUUUUUGGUUUUUGUUAAGCUGUGGGUUGAAAGAAAUGCUCUUGUACAUAUACAAUGUAAAUUAAAAACUAUUAAAUUGAAUAACAUUUUU